UACGGGUGUAUUUCUUUAAGAUUCGUAUGAUGGUCCGGAUUGGGGUAGAGAGAGGAAAAGAAAUGGGCCGUGGAACGAACGAAGCAGAGACUAUUCUGAUAGUAUGGAGGAGGACAACGAUGACUUUGCCCCGGGGUAUCGUAGAGAUCGGCUAAGUGGGUACGAGGAAGUGGGAAGCUGUAUCGCUGAAAAUGAACAGCACUCGAAGGGAGAAGUGGUGGGUGAAUCUGGUUCAGAGCUUGAUGAUGCUGGAUCGAAGGCGAGCUCAAACAAUACCAGGAAGGAUGUUCCCACGGAAGUGGAUGCCGAUGAGAACAAAGGGGCAGAAGAAGUGUUGGCUUCGAAUUCAGAAGCUGGAGGAGUUAAGAGUGGUAAGCAUGAUGCGUUAGUAGAGGAAAAGAUUUCCACGGAAGAGUACUCAACCGUGAAGCCUGAUGGAGUCGAGGAAGGUGUUUCCUCUCUCAGCAAUGAUGGUAGUGAUCUAUUGAAGCUCAGUGGUUUUCCAAAAGUGCCAACACGACCGCGGUCAUCACUGUCACAUAAAGGUCCUACAGAUGACCAUUGCCUCAGUACUGAUGGUGGAAACAAGAUUGAAGUUGUUCCUAAAGGAGAUUUUGAGAUGGUUAUAGAUGAUGUUCCAACUGAUGGCUUCUUAAAAGAAUCGCAUGUGGAUCACUCUGACCAUUUGAAAUAUGAAGAACAAGCUAAUUCUGGUGAUGUUGAUAUCAAAUCCUCUAAAGAAACAAUAGAGUCUCCCUGUGAGCCACAGAUGAACCUCCUGCAUUCAACAUCAUCUGCUAUGAUGGUAGAUGUAGGGAAGGAGGAUAAGUUUGCUAACCAUGUGAGUCAAGAGGAGGAACACGAGAAACAAAUUAACUCAUCUUCGCCUACUGCAUCUCAGCAAAAUCAAUUCUCUCAGCUUGAUGGUUCUAGACAAACUCAGGCUAGCCUGUUCAUGGAGAUGCCACCUCAGAGUGAAGAAAUGGAGGCAAUCGAUCAAUCGAUCAAAAGUUGA
Musa acuminata AAA Group (dessert banana) is the source of this 1015-nucleotide messenger RNA. RefSeq lists its product as uncharacterized. The transcript has a single exon. The record is from RefSeq and is a predicted model, not a curated record. NCBI's taxonomy places the organism in Eukaryota, Viridiplantae, Streptophyta, Magnoliopsida, Zingiberales, Musaceae. Bases 104 to 1015 code for a protein of 303 amino acids.